CGGCGCUUAGUGAAAAAAAUCAGGUUUGGCGCGGCGCUUAUUCAAGUGCAGUGCUUAUUUGAGCAUUUACUGUGUGAUAGAAAUGUCAACUGAUUAAUCUCAGAUAAGAAAGUAUAAUACAUUAUGUACGAUAGCUACUUCCAGUUCAAUCCAGGCUAUUUCCUUAUCCUCAGAGUAGGGAAUCUAUGUUUUUCAGCUGAGACCAUCUCAUGAAAAAAAGUAUGAAGUGGAGUUUGUUUGAACCAAAACCUUGUGACUUGAGAUUUAUUGAGACAAGACUUGAAGAAAAAUACCAACUUAAUUCGGUAAAUCUGCUGGGAAUUGCAACUUAUCACAGGUAAAUCUGCAGUGAAAUGCGCUUAUCUCAACACGUCACACAGCAGUCAUACGGGAAAGCAAAUGAAAUUGGCAGUGUAGUAUUUUUUAUUUUCAAAGCAAUUCUCAAGAAGAACACAGAAAAACUAGAUGGUCUACAGAAACAGCAACACUGAAAUAUACUUUAUGAGAAACUAAAGUAUAAAACUGAUGGACAAUUAUAUUUGGUAUGUAAACUUGUAUCAGUGAAGCAUUGUCAAAGCAUUGAAGGGAAUUAAACAUGUGUUUAUUAAAGUAGAUUGCAUCUUAUUCUGCAGUAAACAACUUUGAUGGGAUGCAGGAGAUAAAUAAUUUGCUUUUAUCUAUAAUCAUGAAAAGCUAGUUGCUUCACAGAUGAUAAUAUUUGAAAGUAACGAGAAUUUCAAUAUUGUGAGAGCGUAAAUAAAUUUCAGGGGAAUUACUUUGUGAUAAUUGUUUAUUUAGUGGAACGUGAUGCAGUUCUCAACUCACUGUUCCAGGCUUGACACCAGCAAGAGGUCCGCUCAUCUUUAAUGUUGAAAUAAUCAAUAAGUGGAUGAAAACAGUGGAGAUUGACAUCCAGACAUUUACCACGCUUUGGGGCAUGAUAUUCUCAUGAUCACUCAACGUACGAUAAAACUCAUUAGUUUGGUCAAAUGAAAAGCUAUUGUCACAUGGACCAGAAAUGAAAUGAGGCUAUUCAUCUUUGAUGCAUGGACAACCAGUUAAAAUAGUCUCACGGGAAUGGAAUUGUCCACAUUAAUAGGUGAGAAAUAAGGCUAGUGCGACGAGCGUAACUUUGCAAACGGUAUCAGCAAUUUAAUUUGCCUGUCAUCAGUGUCGCGAAAUGUAUGCUAUUGACUUUUACGCGGAAUUAAGUUGGAUCAAUCAUCAUAUUAGUAUUAUACAAUAUUCUCGACAAUGACAGAAGAGAGAUUGGACCUGCUUCUGGAAUUUAAAUACGAGAAAAACUAUUGAAUUAUUCAAAGGAAACCAAAAUGGACUGGAAAACAAAACCAGAAACACUUUUCAUUUUAUUUUGUAUAAUGCUCACGGUUGAAUGUAUGAUAAAGGCAACUGAUGAAACGGUGAUGGUAACACUUCCUAAAUGGAAUACUGACAAGCCGCAAACAUACAGAAAGUUCAUGCCUACAACAAACACAAAUUCACUUCGACCGCAGCUACCCACACCUGAAUCUGUGCCGGGAGAAAUCGGAAAAAUGCAGGACACCUCGAGUGUGAGUAUACACAAAAAGAAUAAAACACCAGUAGCUUUAAAUAAAUCCAAUGAAAACAGUAAAGAGUUAUUAAACUCUACGAUAUCUACUGAACAAAAAUUGAACAGUAUUCUUGUUUUGAAGAAAAUUGCCUGUACCAAAACAUCAAAACAUCUUCCUGAUUCUGAUGCCUGUUAUUAUCUCAUUAAACCAAAAGAAAAUAAUUGGAAAUUUCAGUGUACCGAUGAAGAAAACCUAGAAAAUUGUAGUUCAGAUAUUUUGGUUGACAGUACAGAAGCACAAAGUUCAUUAAAGCAAAGUAAUUUAACUUGCAAACCAGUUAAUGGAACAAAUAAUAUAAACAAAUGUUGGAAUAGUUUAUCAACAACAGAUAACUGUUCAUCUCUGGUUGAUUACUUUAGAAUUGUAAUGGUUGAUGCAAGAACUCGACAGCAAACAGACUCUGAUGAAUGUGAUAUGUGGUUUAUUAAAUCGCUGUUAGCGGAAUCCAUGGCGUUUGGAUUCCUUGGAGUUUUAUUCGUUAAUAAUUUCAUCUGGGUGUGGUGUUGGACGAAGAGAAAACGGCAGGAGAAAUUAACGAUACAACCUAAAUCGUAUAAACAAGAAGAUUUCGAAAUUAUAUAUGCAUGGCAAAAUUCUCACGAGAAUGCGUCACUUAGGCCGACGCCAAAGGCAAAGAGACCAAGACGAAUACGAGAAGUUCCACUAUAUGAAAAUUUAAGUAUACAUGAAAUCGUGAGCACAGUAUAACCAGGGAAUACAGUACCUCCAUUCUAUUUUAUAUCAACAAUUUGUCGGAAAUAUAUUGAAAAUAUGAUAAUGUAGAACUAUUUGAAAGUACUACAAUACCAUAUUUGAUGAAAUGUAUUAUAAACUAUUGUUAAGGUUAAAUAAAAAAAAAAUGAUCAUUGUUAAAUUUGUUUAAAUACUUUAUUUUUAUAAAUUAUUGUUAUAGUAGUACAUUUACAGUAUUUACAUCUAUCUAACAGUAUUCCUACAAAAUUAUUUAUUAUAUUUAGUUGGGAAUUACAAAAAUUAUCUUCAGAUUUUUGUUCCUAUUCUAUUUGAAAAAUAUAUUAAAUAUAUAAAUAUGUUGAUAAAAACUACUAUAUAAUAAAAUCUGGGGUAACACAGAUAUCUUGCUUUACGCAUUACAAAUGUAAUAUUUUGAUCAUUAAAUAAUAUCAAAAUGUUGAUAAUUCUUAAUAUUCAGUGAACAAUAUUAAUACCAUGAUAUUACUUCAAAAAAACACUUUAUCUUCCAAUUGAUCCAAAUACCUUCAAAUGACGUUCAAGGUAAUGAGGUUGUUAUGUACAGCACUGUACGUCAACAACUUGUACUUUGUACAAAUUUUCAAGUAUGCACGUUAACAUACAUAAAUAUAACAAAACUAUAAUAAUUAGACUAAUAAUAUAAUAUUUUAUUUUGACAGGGUAUCAAAAUAUAAUAUUGAAUUUUGUUCAUGUUAUGCCAAGAAAUAAGCUAAAUUAUUUGGUUUCCAAAAUAUGUAGGACUGAAAAUAAUUAAUUAUUCAUAAAAUAUUUAAAAUAUCAAAUUUACUGUAGUUAAAUCACAAAAUCUUAAUGAAACAUGGUGCUAAAAUGUAAGAAUAAAAAAUAUGCACUGUUUUAUAGUGGAAUAUGAAAUUUUCUAUAAUUUUUGUAAUAUAGAAUUGAGCUAAAAUACAAAACAUCUACUACAGCAUCAAAAUAAAAUAUCCCUCCUUUGAAUAAUUCUCAUAGGUCAAAUAUCUGUCUGUACUAUAUCUCCCCAACCCCCAAAAUAUAUAACUUUCUCUUGGCAGUUUAUCAUACUGUCUGCAGAGUAUUUUAAUUUUUUUUUUUAUAAAGAAUACAACAUAUUACUACUAGGAAUAUUUGGUAACAUUAUAUAGCACAAUAAAGAGAGUUAAAUCUUUCUCAAAAUUUGAAUAUUUAAAUUCAAAUGUUCAAUGAACUACAGUAUAACAUUGGUAAUUUGUAAAGUGGUAAGUUUAAACAUAACACCACAUAGGUGUUAUCAAAUUUCGAUCAAUUUAAUUCCCUGACUGUAUUACAGUGAUCUAAUAUUGAAUCGUGUAUAUUGUAUAUUGUGUAAGUACUUAGACAUAAAACUGAUCUUUUGUUUAUGUUGGUAAAAUUAAUGUACGUUAACUUACAAUGCUGUUUUUAUGGGUGUCUUUCUACUGGAUAAAAAAAGUUUCUAUCAAUUCUCUUUUAAAGAACAAUUUCGUGUGGCAAUAGAAAAAAAAAACAACAGGUUCUUACGUCGUGUCGAAAUGCACUGAAUCAUUUACUUGUGGUGUUGUUAUUAGUCCUUAUUUCGGCAAUCUACUGUAUAUAUCAAUCAAUGAUAAGGAGAACCGUUUCUAUUGAAACUUUCAGUAGAAACACCCCAUAUGAAAAACUGUUCAAAUAUUAAAAUAAAAUAUCAACUGAUCAAUUUUUCUUUAAAUCCAUAAAUUAUAUUUUUUUAAUUUUCUAGGAAAAUCUGAUCAUUUUAAUAUAUUUAAUUAUGAUUAUUCAAUGAUAUUUAUUACAAUAAAAUCCAUGUCUACAGUAAGUACUUAUUUAAGUUUAUGCAAAUUGAAUGUAUGAAUAUUCAUUAUACAUAUUCAAAUGUUACUUGUACCACCUAUAUUGUUGAUCGCUACUUAAAACGUGACAAAUAUUAAACAUAUUUCGUUCAUACGUGAUCGAAAUAUCAAGUACACUGCUAGUGUGGAAUUUCAAAUAUGAUGUUCACUUAAUACGCAAACGAAAAUCUCAUUACAAAACUAACAUAAUUUUAAAAACAGUUCUGUAAUUUGGUCUUCAGGUAAGAAUAUUUUUCACAUUUAUUUUCGCUAAACAAUGGUGAGAUCACAAUAAAUGUGAAUUAAUGAGGACAUUUUAAUAGUGUAGUUUUGGUUUUUACUAAUAUAUUAUUGUAAACUUAAAAAUAAAAAAAUAAAAAAUCAUAAUUGUUUAUUGUAUCAAUGUUACUUUCCAUAUAAAAAAAAAUUAGAACCAAAAAUUAGCGGAUCUUAAAAUAUUACCAUUACUCUAAAAAUAAAGAGUAUUUUUGGUGUGGAUGACACUAACGAUCCUACCAAGUCCGAAGAUUUGUUCCAGUGGGAUUCAUCUGGUGGAGAAUUAGGCAGUAUACCAGGAGACAAUUCCUCAGUCGAAACACAAGGAGAGCACAAUAUAAAGUCCAUGCCGCCACGCCCACCUCCGUCCCACCAUGGUUGGUGUAAAUAAGUGGUAAACAAUUGAGCUCUCCUUU
Molecule: messenger RNA, 4839 nt
Organism: Anneissia japonica
Lineage: Eukaryota; Metazoa; Echinodermata; Crinoidea; Comatulida; Comatulidae
Exons: 2
Coding region: 1332-2321 (329 amino acids)
Source: RefSeq, a predicted model, not a curated record